UAAAUAAUUAAAGGAAUUCUUCACCCUUACGCGCGGAGUCUGUGUUUAUACAUAUCUUUGAGAACCCGAGAUAGAAGAGAAGAGAAGAAGAAGCUCUGAUCGGAAUAAACCAACGAGCAGACUGAAAAUUGGAAGAAGAAUUUGAAGACAAAGAUUCAUGAGUUCUUCUUCAGUAAUAACUCCAGAAGACGUGCUGGAGUCGUUGAUGAAUGAUGGUACUAUUGAUUCUCUCAGGUUGAAGAUCAUUAACCAGCUCAAAGCCAAUGAGGAGCUUAAGAAUACCACCAUUAAAAUGGUAGAACAAAGCAAAGUCCUCAACACUCCUGGGGCAGAGAAACAGACCAAAAGGGAGCUAUUUGAUGCUCUUCGACAGGAACUCGAAGCACCAGUACUUGAGAAAGCCUCUAAAUCUGUUUGGGAAUUAAUUUUGGACAACAAUGGAUUAGGCAAAGAAAUAAACGACACGGUGGAAAAAGUAUUUUGUCGAUUGAGUGGCAAGGAACCUCCAUUGUUUCUUCCUCAAAAUGGGGAUAUGCCACCAGUAAAAGAAACUGAGCACGAGAAAGGCAAGGGAAAAGAACCUGAAGAUAAUUAUCACAAGGAGAAAUCACAACCUCUUAGGAAAAGGAGUUUCAAUGACAUGAAUGGCAAAGAGGAAAGCACUAUUGCAGAUGGAGCUGGAGAAAGUCUAGCCGUACCUGAAGAACAUAGUAGGUCACCUUAGUUGAGUUUGAAGACAUAAAAAUCUAUUGAACCGUGCUCUAUAAUGACAGAUCUUCGAGUUGUAGAAUGUGAUCAUUGGUUCGAGCUCUUUCAACUUAAUCUGACGCGCAUGGCCUGUGUUGAGCAAGAACAAAAUUUGACAAUGUGCACGGUGCACACACAAUUUAUUGGAGUCCAAAAUUUUGUUUGUGUUGAUGUAGGUGAACACUUCUGUGAACUUUAAUGUUCCCCUUAACUUUAUGUUUAGGAAAUAGGAUGGUUAGUCGUAAAAGACUAGCUUUUGUUUGUAAUCUAAUCUAUCUACCCAUGUGAAUGCUGUGAAAAGCCACAUAAAUAUUGAUUGGCCUUGUUGUGCAGUACUCAGAAGACUAAAUAGAUGAAGCUUUCAAGAACUUUCUUUGUUC
Messenger RNA from Cucumis sativus (cucumber), 1127 nucleotides. RefSeq lists its product as uncharacterized. The transcript is spliced from 4 exons. Bases 158 to 724 code for a protein of 188 amino acids. Lineage: Eukaryota; Viridiplantae; Streptophyta; Magnoliopsida; Cucurbitales; Cucurbitaceae. The record is from RefSeq and is a predicted model, not a curated record.